AAGUCUAGCAGCAGCAUCAUGCAGCUCAUGACAUAUGUAGAUGGAUUCACUUGGUCUGCUCUUACACAUCUGGGAGAGGGAUUUGAUGCAGACAACAAUCCUGAUGACUUGAAUGUAGACAUUCUCAAUGAUCUCAAUGAUGACCUGGCAGAUUUCACUGACACAUCUGAUACAUGGGCAAACUCCCCCAAGCUCACUGUCAUCCCAUUGCCAUCAAAACUUGGGGUAGAUCGAAGCAGAUGCUGUAUGGCAGAGGAUCUGAUUCUGCUGGAGAUGUUGCUUCAUGAAGGGCAGGCCAAUGAUGCCCUUCACAACCUCUGGAUUCACUUGUGCAACAAGGUGAUCCUGUUCCAAACAACGGUUAGGCAGGCCAAAUCUCAAGCCCUGAAAACUCGAGCUUGGUCCCAGGCGACAUUGGUGCAGCAGGCAGUGUCCCUCCAUGCCAGUAUAUAUACAAAGACCCAGAAGCAAAUGAUGCAACUUGAGCUGGGGCAAGACCAGCUUCAGAAAUACAAACCACUGCUUUGGGAGCAGCUCAAAAUCAGCACUGCUGUUGGCAAUCCAAAUGCCUGA
This is a messenger RNA of Suillus subaureus, 573 nucleotides long. RefSeq lists its product as uncharacterized. The transcript has a single exon. NCBI's taxonomy places the organism in Eukaryota, Fungi, Basidiomycota, Agaricomycetes, Boletales, Suillaceae. The record is from RefSeq and is a predicted model, not a curated record. The annotation marks the transcript as partial.